This is a messenger RNA of Haplochromis burtoni (Burton's mouthbrooder), 2075 nucleotides long. RefSeq names its product transmembrane protein 82 (gene tmem82). NCBI's taxonomy places the organism in Eukaryota, Metazoa, Chordata, Actinopteri, Cichliformes, Cichlidae. The coding region runs from base 412 to 1479 and encodes 355 amino acids. The record is from RefSeq and is a predicted model, not a curated record. The transcript is spliced from 6 exons.
CCGGCACUCGAGGCCUGGAGUUGCCUACCCAUAACUCUUUAGAAUAAUCCCACGCUGUUACGUGCAGAUCACCACAGAACUCAGCGAAUGCUUGCGACUAUAUUUCAAAGAGAGUGUAAAGUCUUUCCCAUGGUGCAAUAACCUCCACUAUCUUGCCAUGACUCAGGCCUGAGGGCGCCUCUGCUCCACUGACACUCAGUUGAACUUUGGUACAGGACACAGAACAGGCUUCUGGGUGAGCAAAGCACAACGCUGGGGCAACAGAAAGAAAACGGAAACGCUGAGCUGAUACUUCACAACACUGUAACGCGAUCUAUGAACCAUAAAAGAUGAAUCUUGAGAGUGCAGAUGCUUAAAGUAGCUUACUUUUAUAGACAUUCAAGGUGAUUUUUCCUCCCUUGAGGUAGUACUAUGUUCUCUUUCAUCACAUGGCUUCUUCCAACUUCCUACUUCUUACCAGGGUGGCUGACUCUAGAUAUAAAUCCACUGGAAAGUUUACUCCAAGGGCUGGUAGCUGCAUGUGGGAUCUCUGUGCUGUGCUCCCUGUUGAGAGUGCAUUUAUUCUUGGAGGAGAGCUGGAGUAAAAAAAAUGGUGAAGACACAUCAACUCGGAAGACAUCCGGUCAUCCGAUAAGGACAAAACCUGGACUUACUGGGCUGCUUCAGUUUCUCUUUGUAACUGGGAUACUGUGUGUAGUGGGCUCCCGUGUGGCCUCACUGGUGGUACUAGAAUUCUGUCUUCGAGCUGUCUCUGGAUUGGUUACAGCUGGACCAGAGUCGGGGAAAUUUCUGCAGCAGCUGUUAGUUCAAAGCCAGUUCUCUCUGGGUUGCGCCCUAACCUGCAGUUUGCACUUUCUACACGAGGGGGCGGCGCAGCGCUGGCUAUGCUUACUCCUGGCAGCAGCACUCAGCUGGUUUCUGGCUAGGCAGGCCACAAACCUGCUGCACCAUGUCAUAGCUCUGUAUAAACUCCACAGCUCACAGGGCUACUGCGGCAUUUGCAUCAGCCUCCUCACAUCGGGCAGCUCCCUGCUGCCCAUGCUGUGCAGGACCAUCAUCAUUACCUUCUCUGUGGCUGUGCUGGCUGCUGUUUCAACCAUCAACCAACAUUUCCUCUCUGCAACAGAAGCCCUUAGGUUUUGGACACCACUUACUAUCUGCUAUACGCUGUUGGUGGUGUACAUGCAGGAAGAGCAACACCGUCUGCCUAGCAGCCAGGCCGUCCUCAACGCAGUGGUGGUGCGUCUCGGGGGUUUGAUGGUCCUGAUGCUGACUGUUGGACGCUGGGCAGACGUGUUCCACAUCCUAAUAUGUUUCCUCGGAGAGGCUAGCUGUCUACUCCCCACCAAGGAUCUGCUGGAUGCAGCAUCCUCACAGGUCAGUGAGUCUCCCUGGGAGCGGCACACGGGGCCAAAAGCACUUCGUUCCCACCGAGGCCUCCCAAAACUGGAGCAGAAUAUCAAUAUGUUCAUUAGAUGAGUCUCAAGAUGACACUCGAUUUUUCCAACUUGUAUCCCGGGUGGAGAAGGUUUAAGACCCCCAAGACAGAUUCAGGUCAACGUGAUCUCUGACUCAGAAUACUGAGUCUACUUUUCCUUUCACUGAGCUGACCUAUUUAAAGUUGCGGGGUUUAAACAAAGUAUAAUGCAAAAUAAAACAAAUAUAAAAAACCUUGCAUUUGAAUAGACUUUUAAGGUGAGUCGGGUCUGUUUUGCUAUUAAAAUGUAGCUCAUGUGGUGAUUGAGAAUCAUGCAUAUCAAGAAAUCAUGGCUACAUUCACUAAGCUAUAUGUCUGGCUGUAGCUUAACAGCAGGCAUGUCUUCAGUCACCCAUGUUUCUAGCAUCAUAUUUUGCUGUGUUCACACAGGAUGAAGAGGAUUAUACAGAGUACAGAAGGAGGGAGCGUCAGCAAAAACCACGAGCCUUCAAGAAAGAGCAUCAGAGAUAGGCACUCUGGGAUUUUAAAGCCUGCACGUCUCUUUAAUGGCACUAUUUAGUGGAAAUCAUAUCAAGGCAACGUUGCUUUCUACCUACGAUGUAGUAUACAUUUUGUAUUAAAUAUUUGACACAACUCA